Recurvomyces mirabilis is the source of this 759-nucleotide messenger RNA. RefSeq lists its product as uncharacterized. The record is from RefSeq and is a predicted model, not a curated record. The coding region runs from base 1 to 759 and encodes 252 amino acids. The transcript is spliced from 2 exons. Lineage: Eukaryota; Fungi; Ascomycota; Dothideomycetes; Mycosphaerellales; Teratosphaeriaceae.
AUGGCGUACUCCUACGACGGCACAAACGAUUUCUGCUCGAUCACGACGGUUCGAAGUGGCACGUACACUACCAAUGUACCUUUCUCCAAUUUCAUCGCCCUUCAAUGGCCUAUCUCGGUCCAAUGGGCGAGCUCAGAUCUUGCUCGCUUCUCGCCAGCGAGUGCACCUGUUCUAGUGGAGACGCAGACCUCUAGCACCGCCUCAGGACGAUCGACAUCGUCAGCGACUGCCUCUACAACGACUUCUGCGAGCUCUGUCGAUGCAGCAGCCGCGACAUCAAGCGCAGCAACUGGUGGUGGUGGCUUGAGUACAGGAGCACAAGCAGGAAUUGGAGCAGGUAUUGGCGCGUUGGCAUUGGCUUUGAUAGGACUGGGCAUAUGGUUCUUGCUACGUCGGAGACGUGAUAAGAAAAGUCAAAGCCCUCCAAGCCACGAUGAAACAACAUUUGGAGGCAUGAAAGCCGAACUGCCGGGCUCGCAAGACACGAGAGGAUACUCGGACAAGAAAGGGCUUCAUGGUCAGCAUGGUGAUGCUAUUGAGCUGGAGUCUGGACGAGAUGGACUGAAUGAGCUUGAUGGGCAGAAGAAACAGCGAAUGGAGCCUGCAGAGCUACCCGGCAGUGCUGUGGGAGAACAUGCAGCCGCAGAAAUGGCUGGAAUGAAGUCACCAGUGGAGAGCGACGGGAAGGCUAUCACCGGGACAGAACAGCAGGCGGCAGCAUGGAGAAGUAAUCGUGAGCCGCUGGUUAAGCAUGGGUAG